Messenger RNA from Pundamilia nyererei, 3165 nucleotides. RefSeq names its product inverted formin-2 (gene inf2). The record is from RefSeq and is a predicted model, not a curated record. The transcript is spliced from 17 exons. Bases 1 to 2994 code for a protein of 997 amino acids. NCBI's taxonomy places the organism in Eukaryota, Metazoa, Chordata, Actinopteri, Cichliformes, Cichlidae. Gene Ontology annotation, molecular function: actin binding.
AUGGCUGAAGAUGAGGAAGAGCUCCUGCGAGUGUAUGGGGGCAUUGAUAUGAGUAAUCACCUGGAGGUUUUUACUACACUUUUUAACAAGGUGAGCAGCUCCCCAGCCUCUCUCCAGCUGUUGUCCAUCCUGCAGACGUUGCUGGUGCUGGGACCAGGGCGCCCUGACAUCUGGCUGGCUCUGGAGGCCAUCACUAACAGAGCCAUACUGCUCGCCCAGGACUCUCAGAUGGAGUCCUGUGAGAAGAUCAUGCAGCGGCUGAUGGUUUUUAAAAGAAAAAGCUGCGACGAUCGGCACGAGGUGGACGGACUGCGGGUCAAAGUGGAUAAGGCUGUGCAGACGGAGCUGGAUCACCCGUACACGGAGAAGCCAAACAAAAGCACACCGUCCCCUAAAAGGCCACUGUGUACCUCUGUUCCACCGCCACCCCCACCACCCCCUCUACCGCCCUCUAACCAGUGCCCGCCACCGCCGCCACCGCCGCCACCUCCUCCACCGCUACCUGGAGGGUUUGCUGGUCCCCCGCCACCUCCUCCAUUGCCUGGAAUGGCUCCCCCACCACCACCUCCUCUGCCCUUUCUGCCCUUUGGACCAGGGGUCCCCCCUCCUCCCCCGCCCUUACCAGGGAUGGGUGGUGGGCCACCACCGCCUCCACCUUUACCCGGCAUGCCACCACCACCUCCACCUUUACCCGGCAUGCCACCUCCACCUCCAACAGGCAUGAUUGUGGCCCAGAGUAGCCAGGCCCUGGGCUGCAGCGCGCCCUCAAAGACAAGCCGCUGUCCCACUCUGAGGAUGAAGAAGCUCAACUGGCAGAAACUUCGCACUGUUACUGAUGGUCACUCCAUGUGGGCCUCGGUUCAGAAAGAGCCGCCUCCUCACGAGCCCGACUACAGCAGCAUCGAGCAGCUGUUCUGCCUCCCGGUGGCCGAACACAAAGACAAGGGGGCAGCUGCUCCUGUCAAGAAGGAGCCUAAAGAGAUCACGUUCAUCGACCCAAAGAAAAGCUUGAACGUGAAUAUAUUCCUCAAGCAGUUCAAAUGCACAAACGAGGAGUUUGUGGGCAUGAUCCAGAGUGGGGAUCGGACUCGGUUUGACGUGGAGGUGCUAAAACAGCUGCUUAAGCUCCUGCCAGAGAAGCAUGAGAUGGAGAAUCUGAAGUCCUACCAGGGAGAGAAAGACAAGCUGGCAAACGUCGAUCGCUUCUACACCGCUCUCCUUACUGUGCCGUGUUAUCAGUUGAGGAUUGAGUGCAUGCUUUUGUGCGAGGAAACUGCAUCAGUGUUGGAGAUGCUCAAACCUAAAGUCAAGCUUAUGGAGGAGGCCUGCCACUCUCUUAGAACGAGCACGCUCAUGCCCAGUUUUUGCAGGCUCAUCCUCGACGUGGGAAAUUUUCUCAACUAUGGAAGUCACACUGGGAACGCCGAGGGCUUCAAGAUUAGCUCCCUGCUCAAGCUCACAGAAACCAAGGCCAACAAGAGCCGCAUUACGCUGCUUCAUCACAUCCUGGAGGAAGCAGAGGCAAACCACCCAGAGCUGUUGGCUCUACCGGAUGAAAUAGCCAUAUGUGAAAAGGCAGCAGGAAUUAACCUGGACUCUGUUCAGUCAGAAGCCAGUGCGUUACUCAAACGGCUGAAUGAGACAGCCAAGAAAGUCUCCAACUCUGCGGAGGAGGUGAAGGAGCAGUAUGCAAAAGUUCUCGAGGCAAAUCUGGAGUUGUUCGGAGAAUUAAACGAGAGAUUCGCCGUGAUUGAGACGAAAAAGGGUGAACUGGCUGUCUAUUUAUGUGAAGAUGCCAAUCAGCUGUCACUGGAGGAACUCUUCGGUACCAUCAGGACUUUCCGAGGACUCUUCAUCAAGGCGCUGAAGGAAAACAAAACUCGGACAGAACAGGCGGCCAAGGCUGAGAAGAGAAAGAAGCAGCUGGCAGAGGAAGAGUCCAAGAGACAGAAAGGAGAGAAUGGGAAAAUAAUCAAGAAAGGUUUUGUGCCGCAGAACGACGGCUGCAUCAUAGAAAACCUCCUGGCGGACAUCAGAAAAGGUUUCAGCCUCAGAAAGACCCGGCCAAGGUGCGAUUCGGAAAGCCUCCCUUCUAGUGAAAUGCGUAGGGAUACCUGCCCACAUGGAUCAAGUGCGAAGUCUGUAGGCGAAGAAGCCGUCGACAUGGCCACCAUUUCCGCUCCUACCGCGUCUCGGACAGAGGGUCGCCACAACAGCACGGGCGAGGUGAACGGCUUUAUAAGCCCGUCAGAAGAGACUCUGCCGGCUCCUCAGCUGAAUGCAGUGCACGACGGCACAGCCGCACCUCCAAGCACACUCCCAGGAAAGACAGCUCCAGCGGCACUCCUGGGAAGACCUACAUCUCUGCAGCCAGAGAAAGAUGCAGCAUCACCCAUAGAUGUGACUCAAGCUCAGUCUCAGGUUAAAGGGGACCACCAACCAUGCCUCCCCACAAAUGGCUUUUCACUAGAUUCAGCAGAGACCAGCGUCAUCAGUCCUUCAUCCCUCUCAGACUCUGACCUGCUGGAGGCUACGUUUGACGACACACCCAGCCCGGCCCCCGAGCAGCCAACGGAUCUUAGCGUAAACGUUCAUGUCAAAGAAAUUCCAAGUACGGACACAAAGCGGAGCAUGGAAAGCGAUAUUAUGGGAGAGGGGAAAGGAGAAACUACUAAUAAACCAAGCCAUUUACCAGAGACUGUAGGGCAAGAGAAGUGGCACGAGGAGACCGCGUACACGGGGGCGAAAACGUCUGGCCAAGACGAGGUCGAUAGUUGCAAACUUGCAGACCCCAAAAAGAGCCUGAUUACGCUCGAUGAAGGCAUCGUGCAAUGCGACGUCCAAGAUGCACUGGAACCAGAAGAUCUGGCAUCUGUGUCCGAAGCCCUUAAGCCAGACCCAAAGAAACAGAUGAAGCUCUUUAAACGAAACAAAAAGAAGAGUAACCAAGGUGACUCCAGAAAAAGAAAAUCGAGAGGGAAAAGAAAAUGCUGACUUCCGAGCAGGAGUUGAGAACAGUUUAUUUUAUUGGGAUUCCAUAAUGUUGAUUGGAGGAUGUGGAAGUCUUCUGUGAAGCCUCAUCCUGACCAAGAAGAGCGACCACAUCUGAGGCUGGGAUUUAUUUUUUUCUUCAAUAAAUGUUUAUUUCUAUAGCACCUUUCAAGA